This is a messenger RNA of Trichechus manatus latirostris (Florida manatee), 2575 nucleotides long. It is a transcript of the gene FAM20A, whose product is annotated as FAM20A golgi associated secretory pathway pseudokinase. NCBI's taxonomy places the organism in Eukaryota, Metazoa, Chordata, Mammalia, Sirenia, Trichechidae. Gene Ontology annotation, molecular function: protein serine/threonine kinase activator activity. Gene Ontology annotation, biological process: enamel mineralization. The transcript is spliced from 11 exons. The record is from RefSeq and is a predicted model, not a curated record. Gene Ontology annotation, cellular component: Golgi apparatus. The coding region runs from base 256 to 1881 and encodes 541 amino acids.
CGAGAACUAGGCGCCCCCGGGACCUCAUCGCCUCGGCUCCACUCUGCCCCGGGAAGGGAAGCCUGCCCACGCCGCGAGCCCCGGCGCUCCCUGCACCCUGUCCCCAAGUUCAGGGCUGCACCCCUCAAAAAAGGCUCCCCUGCGCCGUGUGCAGCCAGCCGCGGGACUCCGGGCGCGUCUUCCGCCUGCGCUCAGGCGUCCUCCCGGGUCCCCGGGGACGGCCCGCGUCCCGCCGCCCCGCGCCCCGGCUGGGCCAUGCCGGGGCUGCGCCGGGACCGCCUGCUGACCCUGCUGCUGCUGGGCACGCUGCUCUCCGCCGACCUCUACUUCCACCUUUGGCCCCAAGUACAGCGCCAGCUGCGGCCUCGGGAGGACCCGCCGAGCUGCCCCUGCGCGGGCCGCGUCUCGUCGCCGGCCUCGGACUCCCCCGCAGCCUCCUCGGACCCCGGCCCGGCCGCGCGUAACUUUUCCCAAGCCGGACCCCGGGCUGAGCGGGGCGGCGAUGGCCGCAGCGGCCCUGGCUCCAAGCUGCAGGCCCUCUUCGCCCACCCGCUGUACAGCGUCCUGGAAGAGCCGCCUCUCCUGGGGCCCGAAGACUCACUACUGGCCAGCCAGGAGGCGCUGCGGUAUUACCGGAGGAAAGUGGCCCGCUGGAACAGGCGACACAAGAUGUACAAAGAGCAGCUGAACCUCACCUCCCUGGACCCCCCACUGCAGCUCCGACUCGAGGCCAGCUGGGUCCGGUUCCACCUGGGCAUCAACCGCCAUGGGCUGUACUCCCGGUCCAGUCCCAUCGUCAACCAGCUCCUCCGUGACAUGCGGCACUUCCCCACCGUCAGUGCUGAUUACAGUCAGGACGAGAAAGCCUUGCUCGGAGCGUGUGACUGCACCCAGAUUGUGAAACCCAGUGGGGUCCACCUGAAGCUGGUGCUGAGGUUCUCGGACUUCGGGAAGGCCAUGUUCAAACCCAUGAGACAGCAGCGAGAUGAGGAGACACCCGAGGACUUCUUCUAUUUCAUUGACUUCCAGAGACACAAUGCUGAGAUUGCAGCUUUCCACCUAGACAGGAUCCUGGACUUCCGACGGGUGCCGCCAACAGUGGGGAAGCUAGUCAAUGUCACCAAGGAAAUCCUAGAGGUCACCAAGAAUGAAAUCCUGCAGAGUGUUUUCUUUGUCUCUCCAGCCAGCAACGUGUGCUUCUUCGCCAAGUGUCCGUACAUGUGCAAGACGGAGUAUGCUGUCUGUGGAAACCCCCACCUGCUGGAGGGCUCCCUCUCUGCAUUCCUGCCGUCCCUCAACCUGGCCCCCAGGCUGUCUGUGCCCAACCCCUGGAUCCGCUCCUACACGCUGGCAGGAAAAGAGGAGUGGGAGGUCAAUCCACUUUACUGCGACAUAGUGAAACAGAUCUACCCGUACAAUAGCAGCAACCGGCUCCUCAACAUCAUUGACAUGGCCAUCUUCGACUUCUUGAUAGGAAAUAUGGACCGCCACCAUUAUGAGAUGUUCACAAAGUUUGGGGAUGAUGGCUUCCUUAUUCACCUUGACAAUGCCAGAGGGUUCGGACGACACUCCCAUGAUGAGCUCUCCAUCCUCUCGCCUCUCUCCCAGUGCUGCGUGAUAAAAAAGAAAACACUUUUGCACCUGCAGCUGCUGGCCCAAGCCAACUACAGGCUCAGUGAUGUGAUGCGGGAAUCACUGCUGGAUGACCAGCUCACCCCCGUCCUCACAGAGCCUCACCUCCUUGCCCUGGACCGGAGACUCCAAAUCAUCCUUAAGGCAGUGGAGGGGUGCAUAGAGGCCCACGGGGAAGAGAGUGUCAUCGCCAGCGGCCCAGCAGAACAAUCAGCCCCAGACUCUGGCCGGGUUAAAUGGACAAGCUAGGGACUGGAAGUCAACCAUCAGCAGUAGACUCCCAAGCGCUGACCACUUCUUCUCCCUUCCACCUACUGAUGCUAGUGGCCAUGAGUCACGCGCUCUGGAAGGACGUAGGGCAUUGGGACUAUUUUAAAAAUACAAGUGGGAUCCACUGAACUUGAUCUUUAUUUCUUGGUGCGUGGCUUCUAGAGUGAAUUGCCUUGGCUCCAUUUCCCAGAAAGCACUGACUUCAUAAAGGCCACAGACUAAAUCUAAGCCCUCUGGGAAUCUGGAUAUGGGUCAGGCUUGGAAGGUCUGGAAGCAUUGUUCCUAGGAGAGUAUUAACCGUAACGAAUAAAAUAAAAGGACAUCAAGUGGAUAUCUAAUUGCCCUUCAGAGCCUUAUUCUAUGUACAAGUAAAAGAGUAAUUCCUGGUCCAGAUAAAACAUAAUCAUCUGGCGUAUCACCAGCAGGCUAAAAAACUGCAAACAGUAACUCUCAAACUGGCUCAAAUGAGACUUCACACUUUCUACUUAUAUUCCAGUCCUUGUGGCUCAAUCGGAACACAAUAAUCCCACUGACUGAUCUUAGAGUAACUUCUCAAAUCCAGCCACUUAUGUAACAAUGGACUGGUUUUCAAAUGCCCCAAAAUAUUUUGUUGUACUUUACAAACUGAGAUUAGUAGAAGUCUGACCAAAAAAAAAAAAAAAAAAGUAAUAAC